UUAGUCGCUGUUUGAUAGCCAUACUUGGACCAACUACUGGCGAACUAUAAAAGAGGGAACGGCUCCAUCAGUCUUCAGUUCAGUUCGAGGAUCAUGAAAUUCCUGACCGUAUUUGCAUUCGCCUGUGUGGCAACAUUUGUGGUGCUCCACGGCGCCUACGGCUCCCCACUGCCGGAGCCCGUUCCCGAUCCGAGUCCGGUAGCCGAUCCCAGUCCGUCUGCCGAUCCGAGUCCAGUGGCCGAUCCGAAGCCCGUUGCCGAGCCAUCUGCCAAUCCAGAGCCCGCAACCAACGCAAGGGCAGAACCAGGUCCGAGGAGCAAGCCGAAUCCCAGUCCCUUGGCAGCAGCAACUCUUUUGGAGGCCAAUAAGCAAGACAACUUGGCGAUUCCGCUCCUAGAAGCUGCUCACCCAAAGCUGGACGAUGUUCAGGGCGAUGCCCAGCCGGCUUAGUGGGUGCAUGACCCCACAUCAAGGAGCAGCAGCAGCAGCAGCUUAAUCCAAUUGGAGCCUGCACAC
Molecule: messenger RNA, 516 nt
Organism: Drosophila simulans
Lineage: Eukaryota; Metazoa; Arthropoda; Insecta; Diptera; Drosophilidae
Product: procyclic form-specific polypeptide B-alpha
Exons: 2
Coding region: 94-450 (118 amino acids)
Source: RefSeq, a predicted model, not a curated record